AUGGCUCCUCAUCAUCAUCAUAAACCAGAGUCUCUACAAUCCUUAUCAGAAUUUAUAUCAGAGAGCGUGGAGAGAGAACGAGAAUCGUUUCGACCUACCAUUCUCAAUGCUCCUUCCUCAACAAGCUCCAUGGAUCAUCAAGAGCCUCAACAAGCACAACAACCUUCCAAUGAUGAUCCACAACCUGUAUCCACAGCAGCUUUCAAUUUUCCAAGCGUAACAGCAACACAUCUUCCUCCGUUCGUUCCACCCGAAGACUCGAACCAGCAAUUGCCAGAAGAUCCACCCCAACCAUCACAACACGAAUUCAACAGGCUUCAACGAGCUCAAAUACGACGCCUUAGUAUUGGCAAACCUUCAACAUUAGGACGUUCAUCCUUUAUAUUCAGUUCCGACUCACCACGAACGUAUUCCUCUAUUCAUGAAAUGGUGAGCAGGUGGGAACGACACUUCCUUGAAUUGACUCGUCUCGCUUAUAUAUCUGUCUUGACGGGUAAAAAGCGUCUUAGUGAAUGGACACUCAUGAAUCAAAUCGCUGAGAGAAUUGCAGAGAUUACAUCAAGUAAGUUGUGUGUCAUUCUCAAGGAAGAACCUCCAUCGUCGCCGAUCCACUCAUCACUGAAUACUGAACAGGACCAACAAGAACAACGACUGUUUGGAGAGCUCAAAGUGAUUGGUUUGUUUGGUCUCGACGAUGAAGACUACAAACGUUUUGUACAUGUACAUCAUUUGAGCUUUCCUACCCAAAAAUCUCAUGCAAUGUUUAUCAAGUCAUUCAUGACGAGCACGCCCAUCAUUAGUACACAAGGAUCAUUUGCGUAUAAUCUUCCCCCUGGCCAUAUUGAAAUAUUCAACUCUAUAUGUAUUCCAAUAUGUUUUGGAAAGUAUCCACUGGGGGUGUUAAUUGCGGGUAAUAGAGAUGGCGAUUAUAUUGAUCAAAUGAUCAAUCCAUUGUCUGCAUUAUGUAAUUCAAUUGGUCACAUUAUGAAAAUGUAUAGUGUUGAGGUGGAAGAUGAAAAGAUAACAUUAAGCGCUCCAGCAACAAAUAUGACUACUCAUUCAAGCUCAGCAACAAAUAAUGAAUUUCCGUUAAUAUCAAUCAACGACAACAUAUCCAUUUCACAAUAUUCCUCAGACGCUAAAGACACUCUCAAAAUAACUCCUCGUCAUCCUCCCACAAGCAAGCAAUCAUCCCACAAAAAAGAAACAAACCCUUCAUCACUUAGAAGAGCUUCUAGCUCGAGCGGAAUUACAAGUCCACAGUCGCCACCACCAAUUUCACAACGUGUUUACAUGCUUGGGAAGAGCAAAAGCGCAGUCUUAAUUAGCAGCAACUCAUCAACAACGACAACGUCAAACUGUGAUAAUUGUGAUAGAAAUGAAGCAAAGGUGACUGGAAACGAGCUUACAUUGCCACCAGAUCCUAACAAGCUUUUGGCGUUAGAAAAUCCUACCUUACGAACAUCUAGUCCCUCCAGCGGGACGUCAAGCGUUUUAUCUGGAGGAUCCAUUGAUACCUCUCCUCUCUUUGAUGAAAUGGAAAAUGAAUUAUUGAACUCAGCUGAGGUUUCUUUAGCAGUAUUUAAGGCUGUUCGUGAUGGUAUAUUAAUUUUGGAUAGUGACUUACAUGUCACGACAAUGAAUCCAAGUGCUAAAAAAUUCUUUGGAAUUUUACAAAACAGUUCACCUUUGAAAUUCAAUGGAGAUUUACAUAUCACAGAGUUAAUACCCGAUAAUUACACACAACGACUAGUUUGGUCUGAAAUUUGUAAUUCGUCAAGCCAAAACUGGGUUCGAAGAAAAGCUCUCGCAAAAUGUAGAAAUAACAACUUGAUAAUGCGAUCUUCUGAUUUUCAAGAGUCAACACCUGUGGUGGAUAUUGUUUCAAACAACCCUAUAAGUCCCAUCGACACACACUUCACCACUCCUACCAGCUCUUUCAAAUAUGAGCCCCAAGAUUUUUGCAGGAUGAUACCUGUUCUUGUCUCCGCCAGUUCAUUCUUUUUCGGAAAUGAAACAUUUUAUGCUGUAACAGUAACAGAUGAAACCACAAAGGAAGAUAUGAAGGAAAAGAUGAAAUUUAUUGCUUUCCUUAGUCAUGAGCUACGAAAUCCCAUUCAAGUAAUUGUUUCUGGUGUCCAAUGCCUCGUUGAUAUGCUAAACAAAGAUGUAUUCAUAAGCGAUGAGAGAAAUUAUAUUGUGAAGAGUCUGUUUGGAGCUUCAGAAUUUAUUUCGUUGAUUAUCAAUGACAUGAUUGAUUUGACAAAGUUGGAAAGCGGGCAUAUGAAAAUAUUCGAAACAACGUUUGACAUUAGAGAUAAGGUAAUGCAAGUGAUGCAAAUGUUGCAAAUCUAUCAAGAGAAAAAUCUUGAAAUUAAAUCUUCUAUUGACGACAAUGUCCCACUCAUGCUCUAUACAGAUUCCACCAAGUUACAACAGAUUCUUGUUAAUAUUUUGACUAACUCAUGUAAAUACACUAAAAAGGGAAGCGUGGAGCUAAAAGUAUCAUAUACUGAGGAAAAUAAUAGCCCAAGAGUCAUUUUUCAAAUUAAGGAUACUGGUCUUGGUAUUGACAAAUCUGAAAUUCCUUCCAUGUUUAGACUCUAUAAACGAUUGCAUCGCAAACAAUUUGAAGCCACAGGAAGCGGAAUUGGAUUAGCACUCUCCAAACUGUUAUGUGAUAUCCUUGGAUGCUCUAUUAGUGUUGACUCUGAAAAGAAUAAGGGCUCAACUUUCACCGUCGAGGUUCCAUUUAAGAAACAGUUAAUACAACCUCUGGAGGACCUUUCAACCUCUGGAGGACAGGAAUGCGCAAAUGAUGGGAAGAACAAUGAACAUGAUGGAACCUCAUUGCCAGACUCGUCGACGACGAUUGGUGAGAAAAUAUCGAAAGCUCUAAUACAUACUCCUGAAACAGUUUUGAAAGGCAAACGAUGCUUAAUAGUGGAUGACAGCGACAUUAUUCGAAAGCUCUUGAGAAACAUGUUGAAAGAAUUUUGUGGUAAUUGCAAAGAGGCAGAAAAUGGGCAAGAAGCUGUUCAAAUGUGUGACAUGUACGAAUUCGAUUUUAUUAUUAUGGAUGUUAUUAUGCCAAUAAUGUCAGGAAAUGAAGCAAUCAAGAAACUGAGGAGCGAGAAGAAAUUAACAACACCUAUUGUAGCCUUAACAGGGAAUUCACUGACUGAAGAAGUGAAUGCCUUACUUAAUAUUGGAGCAAACAAAGUCUUGCUGAAGCCUGUGAAGAGAGCGGAAUUAUUGUCAGAACUAGUGCAAGUACUCUCUCAAUAA
This is a messenger RNA of Naegleria lovaniensis, 3288 nucleotides long. RefSeq lists its product as uncharacterized. The transcript is spliced from 3 exons. The record is from RefSeq and is a predicted model, not a curated record. Gene Ontology annotation, molecular function: phosphorelay sensor kinase activity; histidine phosphotransfer kinase activity. Bases 1 to 3288 code for a protein of 1095 amino acids. Lineage: Eukaryota; Heterolobosea; Eutetramitea; Acrasida; Naegleriidae. Gene Ontology annotation, biological process: phosphorelay signal transduction system; protein autophosphorylation.